UUCAUGAACUUGAACAGUGAAGAUGAAACACAGGAAAAGUUAGUGAUACGACCAGGGAAAAUGGGAGAUGUUUCUGCGCCCGAACAGAGUGCUAACUCUUCUAGGUUGACCUCCAAACAAGUUGGGUUUUACAAGCACCUCGUAGACUCUGUUGAACAACUUAAACAUCUUGCUCACCUAUUAGGAGUAUCUAAAGUAAAACUAUUCUUCAUGUUGGCAUCUCUUGCAGCUAAGAAUAAGAGAUUUGAAGAUGCUGUGAAACUUUGUCGAGCUAUCAUGGAUGAUGCUCAAGUCUUGGAUUGCUCCUCAGUUGUGCAAGAUGUGGUUACUCUUGCCAUAGAAAUGCAAAGUGUGCAAAAAGAGGAGCCUGCUAACCAGAUUUCUCCUAUGCUGAUGGAUAAUACAGCCCUAGUUGAACAAGGCACCAACAACAAGUGUUGUGCAGACCUCAACAAUGUUGUUUUAGAAUUGGUUUCCAUGGCCAUGGUAUUUUCUCACCCAGAUCAGCUGCAUUUACUCUUAGAAGUAGGUAUGUGGUGUCAGCUUGGAAGUGCCCUUUAUGCUCAGUGCCAUGUUGAGGGGAUCUAUACUCAGCACAACUUGGAUAGCAGCAGCCCUUACACAAGAUGGAAAUUCAGUCCUGUGUACAGUGACACUAGCAUGCCCAUUGAGAGUGGUGCUGUGAAUGCCAUGUUAGCAGAUGCUUUAGCAUUAUGGAUGGCAUCACAAGAGAAUCAAAGAAGUAAGGCAGUUGUUCCCUAUUUAAGUGGUGCAAAAGAAAUUUUCUUCCAUGACAGUGCAGAUUUAAAUGAAAAUUCUGUUUUCAAUCUCAUCGGCCAUCUCAGUGAACGAGGACAUGACAUGUUGACCUUAACUGUAUCCUUACGUAAAGCACUAAGGACCUUGCUUUUCUGUUCCAAGUCAACAGCAUCCAUUACUAGUGCCCACGGUUAUCAGCAAAUUCUAAAUUUAUUUUUGAAAAUUAUUGGUAGCAAGAAGCCAGAUGUCAUCCUAGCAGUCAGUUUGCUCACUCUUCUUACUAAAAAGGAUGCCUCUAAAGGACUCAAUGAAUUGAUAAGAAGAUUUGGUUCAGAUUACUCAAAGCUGAUAUCUGUAGCCGUUAUAGGAAAAGAUUACUGUACCCUUAAUGGCAUCAGAGAGGUUUGGGAGAAGUUCAGUGCUUUGCACAAAAGAUCCUUAUGGGGCAAGCAACUAUCUGAUAUGAAUAUAUCAUUCAAGGAAGCAUUCAGAGAUAGCAAAGCUGUCAUCACAGUUCUUGAUGAUGUGGUUGCUCAUCCCGAUUGUUCCUUUUCUCUGAUAUAUGAGUACUGUGAAGACUUCAACUUGGAUGUCAUAGAUGCUUUUAUUCUGCAUUUGAGGGUAGUUUUACGCAUGUGGUCUCCAGAGGUUCCAGAUGAAGGUAGAAGGCCAGGUACAGUCCUUCGAAUAGAACCACCUAACGCAGUUUUCUCCAAGGCUCAAGCCAUUAUUGCUGAAAUCAGUAACAAAUCCGAGUUGCAAGAAAUGCUCAUGGAAGAACUGAACAACAUCAGUUCUUAUAAUUAUGAAAUUUUGGAGCUAGUACUUCAGCAACUUAAACGUCUCCAAGGCGAUCCUCAGGAAGUACAACUCUUGACACGAGGGCUAGAUAUAGUGAAUUUUCUCAAAGUUUAUCCAAGGCAGUGUCCUCCUGGUAAUGUUGAAAUAGAUGACUGGAUUAGCAGGCAUCCGCAGAGUCUGGGUCCUCCUGAAAUUUCAAAGCAUCGCCUCCCUUUUCACGAGUUGUUGAAGCGCAGUAAAUCAAUAAAGAUUAUUGAAGCUGAGCUAAAUACAUCCACUAUUGACAUUUGGCUUGAAGCUGCACCCACUCUGAAACUGAAGUCAGAUGAACUUUGCAUGAUAGCAAUUCAGAAUACCGUUUCGAGUACUCUAGAACAAGAGAAUGUUAGCAGGAAGCAAAGUAAUCGUGAUGGAAACACCACCUGGCAUGUGUGUAGUACUAAUAGUGUUUUAUUAAGUAAGAUUAGAAAUGUUGUAAGUAAAAUAAAGUCAUCUGAACUAGCAACUGCCAAUGGUAGCUGGAUUGUGAAUCGUCUUCCACCUGGUCUUGAUAAAGUCUUGGCAGCAGAGAAAUGCAAAGCAAUGGCAGAAGAAUGGAAGGAGCAGCAGAGUUCAAACUCCAUGGCAGCUGAUGCUUUUGCAUCUUUCAGUAGCCGAUAUCAACAGCUGGCAUUGGAGCAUGCAUUGCACAAGUACAACUUGGCUGAACCCAAGUACCUUGCACUUACACGUACACCAAUGGAAUUGAUCUUCGCUCUGUAUCAACAUUCAUCACUGGGCUCCCUGGCUACCUUAAGUACACAUUCCAUGCCUGACAUCAAUAGUUGUGUGGCAGAUAUUUGUGCAACAGCUGGCUUAAGACAGGUUGCCAUCCAGUUAGAUUUACUGGAGAAAUGGCUUCCGCCUUCUGAAGCAAGUGAAGUAGGAAGUGGUGAAGAAACUGUUACAAACUUUAAGAUUGCUUUUGAGCCUGUGGCUUCUUCAGAAGAUGGCUCUCCAGAUGAUGUGUCCUUAUCCAGGGUGAUCUAUCUGUUGCGGUGCUGUCCACAAGAGGAGGCUGUUAGUUACCUGCUGAAUAGAGCUUUAACUGGGGACACAAGUGUUUCUGCUUCUCAUCGUUUAAGAGCCCUCCGGUGCCUUUUAGCCAUUGCUGAUGAGAAGACAAUUCAGAAAUGCUCUGGUAAAAGUAUUUCAUUUAUAAGGACAUUCCUGCAAACUGUGACAUAUGUUAGCAGGCUGGAAGCUCUAGGUCAUGCCACUAGUGUUGAUCAGUUUAAUGCCAUGGAUAAAGGAGCCUUAGUGGAAGGCCUUUGGAGAUCACAACGACACAAUCCUCUUGCUCUUACCCUGGUUACUGACCUUUGCCAUGAUUACAAGGUAACAACAGCUUCCCUUUGGGGUGCUGUACUGACGCAGUUAACAAAUUUCUUUAAGUUGGGUCAAGUGGAUAAUGUCACACUAGAGAGAGUACUUUUGCAAAUAAAUAGUUUGCCCCAUCUUUGGGUUGUUCCUGCCCUGACCACUGCAUGGGCUACCAUUAUUGUCAACCCAUUUUUAAAAGCAAGCUGUCCAGUCAGCGAAAGCAGUCUCUCAGCAUGUGUCCACAGUGUAGACCUUCUACUCCGUCACUGCCCUGUUGUGAUACCUACAGUUCCUCUCCUAAAACACUGUGCUAAUUUGGAUCUUCCAGUCAUGGCUCUAGCCAUUGCUGCAGCUGAUCAAGUAGACUCACAUAAUCUCAAGGCCAUGGCUGACAAAACACCAACUGCAAUAUUGAAGGAAAGAUACGAAAAGUUGAAGGCUAUGAUUUCCCUACCUCGUAAUGUUGAGGACCUGAUGGAAACACUCAAUUAACCUGCUGUCUGGCAUCAAAACUUUAUUAAGAAAUAACGUUUAUGGAUAAACAUAUUUAGUAGCAGUUCAUGGACUCGGAGGAAUUUAAUUGAUUCUUCUAUUUCUGAUGCCUAUGGGUGUGACAUUUCGAAGAAUUCUGUUGAUUAUUACAGGCAGCAAUGUAAUCAUUACUACAGCCUAAAUAAAAGUAGCCAUUUGAAUUUCCAAUAUUGUAGUAUUUGGGAAUUAUCUUAAUUCCUCCUGUCAGUGGUAAUGUUUUAUUCUAAUGUUCAAAAAUAUAUCCAAUGAUUAACAUACAGUUCAUUAUUACUGGACUUGAAGUGACACACUGUAGAUAGUAACAAAGGUUCUUUUGAGCCCUUUCAGCCCCAGCUGCAUAAUUCAUGUCCACAUUUCAUCCAUUACUUUUAAUGUCUUCCUAUUAAACUGUCCAACUUUUUAUUUAACUUACCUUCCUUUGAUCUUCACCACUUGCGUAGAAUUAUGAAAACUGAUAUCCAAGUAGCUUAAUGAGAUUACCUUGUCAUAAGACCCCUAUAAGACUUUGUUCUUAAAUAAAAACUGGCAAUAGGAGCAUAUUUAAGUUGAAACUUCUCAGGUAUAUUAGAAGGGAUCAGAUAGAACAAAUGAAAAGCAUAAGGUAGAAACAAAUUUAGUAUCAUCUGUUGUGUAUUGCACAAGCUACAUAAAACAGUGACUGUCUUACAGGGGUUACUUUUAAAAAAAACUAUCCGGGACAUCUUGUGAGUCUAGAAAUGUGAUUUAUUGGUCUCGUUAAAUUAGUUAUUAAUGUAAUUACCAAACUUGUGACUAGAACCUUGUAAUUAUAGUAUAAGGGCAUAUUUUCUUUAGAAGACUGCAUAAUACUUUGCAUGGUUUGGAAAAAUUCAGUGUCAUGAUAAAAAUGUUGAACAGUUUCAGAUGCAAAAUAUCCUUUACUUAAAGUUACUGAUCGAGAAUAUUUGUCUUAAUAAUUGUGAUCAUUAUCCCAAAAGGUUUUGAUUGUUGCAUAUGGUUUUACAGAUCAUAUGGUGUAUUGAUAAUAUCUUCAUCUUACUUCAUUUUUAGUGAUUGAAAUAAUGGGACAAUUAAUACAGAUUCUAAAUAUCUUGUGUAAAGUUCAAUUUUUGUUUGGCUCUUGACAUUAUUGGAUGUAAGAUUUAAAUAAAACAUUAUUCCUACUUAUUAUGGAUAGUAAAAGUAAAUUUUAUAGAUUAUCAGAAAACAUUGUUCCCUACAACUAAUCUUCUGUACUCUUAUUUAUCUGAAAUGGAACUAAACGGAAUGUAGAAAAAUUAUCUUCCUGUUUCUUUACUUUUAAAGUGGAUAUAUUUUUGUCAUCUGUACUUUUACUUUGCAUCUUUGAAUGAUUAAUAUCUUCUACCUUGCAGCAUUUCUGCUAAGGUGCUCAAGUGAUAAUUUGUUGUGCUUACAUUUUCUUAGAACACUGGCCCCUCAAAUUGUGUUCUUAAGAUACUAUAUUCCAGAGCUAACAGGAAUUCCCAAUUGUUUCCAUCCUAUAAAUAAAUCAAACUUUUACACUCCAAAUGUACUUAACAAGUUUACCAAAAAUAUACCACCAUUAACAAGGUAAUCUACCAAAAAAUUUUGUAUAAUAAUGUAGUGGUAAAAGUACAGAUGCCUGAUAAUUAGAUGGAUGGAUGUUAUAUAUUUAAGGAAAAAGCUCGGGCACUGGGGCCAAGAAAGCCAUUCAACGCCAGCCUGAUAACUGGAGUUGUUACACUAUAUUGUAAUUGGUCUUGUGUAAAAUUAAUGGGUAAACUGGCCAUAAAUUUCUUAUUUUCUGAAAAACUAUAAGGAUUUAUAUUUUUUUAUUUUCAAAUUUUGUAAUGAAAAAAUCAACAGAAUAAAGGGACCUGGUACAUUUGUUAAAAUUAUUAUACGAACUAUGACUUGUAUUGCAGUAUAACUUUCAUGGAUAUUAUUUGUUAAAAUGCUAUAUUAGGGACCAAGAAUGUAUUACAGCAGUGAAAUAUAUUCAAUGCUGUGAUUAGGAGAUUGAUAGUUUUAGAGAUUUCUCAUGAAAUUAUUAUACUAGUAGUACACUGGACCUCACCGAUGAAUUUGAGAAUUCAAACUAAAUUUGUGCUUAUCUUAUAUUGUAUAUCUUAUUUAUAUAUCUUUAAUACUGUUGAA
Macrobrachium nipponense is the source of this 5571-nucleotide messenger RNA. Its product is annotated as kinetochore-associated protein 1-like. Gene Ontology annotation, biological process: mitotic spindle assembly checkpoint signaling; mitotic sister chromatid segregation; protein localization to kinetochore involved in kinetochore assembly. Gene Ontology annotation, cellular component: RZZ complex; kinetochore microtubule; cytoplasm. Gene Ontology annotation, molecular function: small GTPase binding. The record is from RefSeq and is a predicted model, not a curated record. NCBI's taxonomy places the organism in Eukaryota, Metazoa, Arthropoda, Malacostraca, Decapoda, Palaemonidae.